Suillus plorans is the source of this 975-nucleotide messenger RNA. RefSeq lists its product as uncharacterized. Lineage: Eukaryota; Fungi; Basidiomycota; Agaricomycetes; Boletales; Suillaceae. Bases 1 to 975 code for a protein of 324 amino acids. The record is from RefSeq and is a predicted model, not a curated record. The transcript has a single exon.
AUGAAGUCGUUCUUAAGCGCUAUUCUGGGUUAUGAUAAAGUGAAUGGUGUGGUCUCCGAAGGUAUCUUGGGCAACGUCAAAGCGUAUUAUGGAUGUGUUGAGUCUCAGGGACGAGGGACUCUGCAUUGUCAUAUGAUGGUAUGGUUAGAGGGGGGACACGAUCCUAAUGAGAUCAAGCAGCGUAUACUGGAAGCAAAUGAUACUGAUUUCCGAGAUCGAUUGCUGGCUUUUUUGGAUGACACAAUAUCAAACAAUGUCCCUCCUGAUCCAGAUCCUCGGAUCAGUGUGCCGUCAACCGUACACCAUCCUUGCGCUGUACGUGGUGUUGCUCCAUAUCCUGAUCGCGAUGACCUUCAGACUAAAACUGCUCGUCAAAAAGAUUUACAUCAUUUAGUGCAAACUUGUCAGGUCCAUAAGCAUAACCUUACCUGUUUCAAAUACUGGAAGGGUCCGCCCAACCCACGAGAGUGUAGAUUUGAUUUAGACGAAAACCAUUACUGCGAGAAAAGUCAUGUUGAUUAUGAGACAGGCGAGAUUUGUCUACGUUGUUUGGAUGGUAUGGUGAACAAUUUCAACGCGUCUAUGUUGGAAGCUGUACGCUGUAACAUGGAUAUCAAGUUCAUCGGAUCAGGUGCAUCGGCAAAAGCGAUUUUGUAUUAUAUUACCGAUUAUAUCACGAAGUCCCAGUUGAAAGCUCAUGUCGCUUAUGCUGCCUUAGACUUGGCAAGACGCAAAUUAUCUGAAUUCGAUCCUACAGAUGACGACCUCACUGUUCGAGCAAAAGAAUUGAUAAGGAAAAGUGCGCACGCUAUGAUAUCUCAUCAAGAGUUGUCAUCUCAACAAGUUGCGGCCUAUCUGAUGGAAUCUGGUGAUCAUUAUACCAGUCAUGAGUUCAAAAAUCUUUUUUGGACUUCCUUUGAGAAUUAUGUUGACAGUAUUCUUCCCCUGCGACAGCAAUCGCUUCCUGAAGAAUGA